UGAUCGAAGUGGGAUCUGGGGAAUUUGGAGGCCAAGUCGACACCUUGAGCUCUGUCAUGUUCCUCAAACAAUUCCUGAACAAUUUUUACAGCAUGGCAGAGCGCAUUAUCCUGAAAGAGGCCACUGCCAUUAGGGAAAACCGUUGCCAUGAAGGGGUGUACAUGGUCUAUUUAGGUAGGUGGUAUAGGUCAAGGUAACAUCCACAUGCCCAAGGUUUCCCAGCAUAACAUUGCCUCUACCGGCGUUCCGCCUUGUAGUGCAUCCUGGUGCCAUCUCUUCGCCAAGUAAGCGACACACACCCUGCUGUCCACAUGAUGUGAAAGAAAACUUGAUUCAUCAGACCAGGCCACCUUCUUCCACUGCUCCAUGGUCCAGGACGCAGCCCCAUUCUCAGCAAGCUGCGAUGCAUUGUGUGUAAAUAAUUUUUUAAAAAUAGCAUAGAUGUAUUAUAUUUCUGAAAACGAACCAAAUGUAGACAUUUAUUAUAAUUUUCCUUUAAUGUUAGUGUUUAAACUCUCAGGGGGUACUUAGGCAAACAAUAGCAAGCUGCGUGUGAAAAGUCAUCUCGAACUUGACAGACACGUCCUCUUUUCAGUAUCACAUAAACCACGCCCACUCAUAACCUACUUGCAGCUGAAAUCUAGCAGGUGACACAGAGCUGCUCGGAUCUUACCAAGAUGAGUCUUCCUGACAUCAAAUCAUCACGGAAACUGGCAGUCGAGCCUUUAAAGCAGUGCUCCGUCGUGCAGCUGAAUGUCGGUGGUCAGGUAUACACCACCACUCUGGUGACCCUGCGCAGAUUCCCCAACUCAAAGCUGGCUGAGAUGUUCAGCGUGCCUUCCAAACUCAUAAAGGAUGCAGAGGGUCGCUGUUUUGUAGACCGUGAUGGGAUGCACUUUAGGGCAAUUCUUGAGUACCUCCGUUCAGAGGAGGUUCCAACUAAGAAUUUGCAGGAGGUUCACAAGGAGGCAGUGUAUUAUGGUAUAAAACCCCUGGUAAAGCUCCUGGAGGAGUCUCCGCAGUUUUUUGGUGAGAAGGUCGGAAGGCAGCAGUUUUUGUCCCAUGUGCGCAACUACCACGAGAAUCUGGAGGUCCUCAUCAGGGUGGGCAGAGCAGAAGCCAUGGCCUCGCGAUACUCAGUAAUAAUCAUGUGUGUCCUAAAGACAGACAAUGACCUGGCGAGGUACAACGACGCUAUGGUCAGUCUUGAUACAAGGAAGGAAUCUAUAGUGACCUUUGGCCCCUGGAAUGCUCAAGCUACUGUGGAGGAUCUUCUGGAUUGCAUAAAAAUGGACAUCGAGGCAAAAGGAUAUAAAGUGAGCAUUAAACCACACAGCACAGAGAAAGCCUUUCUGUUUAAGAGCUAUGAUUUCUUCUAUAAGCUGACUUUUACUUGGUGGUGACUAGUAAUUUUGACUCUGGCCUGUUAAGUGUAAGUAGAAUGUAUUUAGGUAGUGGUAAACAGAGGUCAGGAAACUUAAUCAAAUCCACCUACAAACACUUCAGAUAAGAACACUGUGUUAUCUAUUAGUCUAAAAGACCCACCUAUAUUGCAGACAUGUGUCAUAUAGGGCUUGUUCAGGAUCUCUGUUGGCAGCUGUAGCCACCCUUGUUUAAUAUUUACUCUAGUUUGUACCAGCCCAUUACAUCAUGUAACCAUAAUGUGCUCACAAAAAUGUUCUUUUGCAGAGUUUCCAAGAAACCGAUAUAGAACAGACAGAAUAUUUUUCCCAUAGCGGUGUGAAAUUGUACAAAACAUUUGAUAUCUUUGAGAUGUCCGUUAAGUAAUUGAUAAAACACAACAGAGUGUGCCGUUUAAAAGGAAAGAAUUCAUUCAUGUAUGGUGUGAUACAACCCAAUAUGAUUUUAUUAUUUUCCUACAGAUGUAUGUUGUUUUAUUCCAGUAAAUAUACCACAGCAAUUUGCCAAGGAUUAAAAUUCAAACGUAUUAAUGAAUGACACUGUGUUUUUUUUUGUUUUUUUUUUUAAAACAUUUAUAUUUGCAAUUAAAGUCAUGGGAAAUCCACAAGACGAGUGAGUUCCUGUUGUCACUUCCAGUUGUCCUUCCAAAAAUGUAAAAUAAACUUCUCCUUACAGAAAACUUCACUGCUAAAUUUAAAAAAAAAAACAUUUAAAAAUUUGUUUACUAUUAGGCUUUGAUCAUGUGGUGCGACUGCCAUACAAGUCGCUGUGACUAAGCUGCU
Ictalurus furcatus (blue catfish) is the source of this 2204-nucleotide messenger RNA. RefSeq names its product potassium channel tetramerization domain containing 14 (gene kctd14). Gene Ontology annotation, molecular function: protein binding. Gene Ontology annotation, biological process: protein homooligomerization. The transcript is spliced from 2 exons. Lineage: Eukaryota; Metazoa; Chordata; Actinopteri; Siluriformes; Ictaluridae. The coding region runs from base 678 to 1403 and encodes 241 amino acids. The record is from RefSeq and is a predicted model, not a curated record.